Messenger RNA from Saccostrea cuccullata (small rock oyster), 5419 nucleotides. Its product is annotated as synaptojanin-1-like. The transcript has 27 exons. Gene Ontology annotation, biological process: phosphatidylinositol dephosphorylation; synaptic vesicle endocytosis. NCBI's taxonomy places the organism in Eukaryota, Metazoa, Mollusca, Bivalvia, Ostreida, Ostreidae. Gene Ontology annotation, molecular function: phosphatidylinositol-4,5-bisphosphate 5-phosphatase activity; nucleic acid binding. The record is from RefSeq and is a predicted model, not a curated record. The coding region runs from base 17 to 4750 and encodes 1577 amino acids.
AACUUGAAAGUUGAAAAUGGCGAUGAUUAAAAAUUUCCGGAUAUUUCACAAACUAGAACCGCCGUAUAGUGUUAUUAUUGAGAACAAAAAUUACGAAGAAUCAUUACUUCUGGAGUCCAAUGCUUUAGCAGUUUUGCAUUCAAGUGAGGCUGAGCUGGUUAAGAAGCAGUACACAAAAAUACUUGAUGCCUAUGGAUGUCUUGGGGUCCUGAAUUUUGCAAUUGGAGAAGAUAAUGUACUGUUCCUAGUACUCGUCACUGGUUGUUUGUCUGUGGGUAAAAUAUGCGAUUCUGAAAUAUUUCGGAUCACGUCGACCCACUUCCUGUCUCUGAGGAAUGGCCAAGGUGAUGAAGAGCGGAUCUCCGAGGUUAAGAAACUCCUGAAUUCGGGGACUUUCUACUUUGCUUGGUCUGCAGGAGGGACUACCUGGGACCUGACUCUGUGUGCACAGAGGAAAAUUCAGGAACAUGACACAGAUAAUAGAUUCUUCUGGAAUAGAAUGCUGCAUGUUCAUUUCCAGAGGUUUGCUAUUGACUGUGACAGAUGGUUGUUUAAGAUGAUUUGCGGAGGUGUGGAGAUCAGGACGAUAUACGCCGCUCACCGACAAGCGAAGGCCUGCCUGAUAUCGCGGCUAAGCUGUGAGAGAGCUGGCACCAGAUUUAAUGUCCGAGGGACAAACGACGAUGGUCAUGUGGCCAACUUUGUGGAGACAGAACAGGUGAUUUUCCUUGAUGAGAAAAUAUCCUCAUUUAUUCAGACCAGAGGCUCGGUUCCACUGUUUUGGGAACAGCCAGGAAUCCAAGUUGGGUCUCAUCGAGUGCGUAUGUCCCGAGGACAUGAAGCUUCAGCCCCUGCCUUUGACCGACAUCUUAACAUGAUAAAGGACUUGUACGGCGAUCAAGUACUGAUCAAUCUACUUGGGCAGAAGGAGGGAGAACACAUGCUUAGUCAGGCAUACCAGAAACACCAUAAAGCUUCCACGUUUCAUCAGAGAAUACCACUGAUUAACUUUGACUACCACUCGGAAUGUCGAGGCAGCACAAAGAACCUGGAUAAGCUAAAACACAAAGUUCUUAAACAACUGGUGGACUUUGGUUACUUCUACAGUGUAGAUAAUCAAGGGGAUAGAUUUCAGUCUGGUACCAUGAGAAGUAAUUGUUUAGACUGUUUGGACAGAACUAAUGCUGUACAGUCCAUGCUGGGGAUGGAGAUGUUACCUCGUCAGCUAGAGAGCUUAGGACUGGCCGAGAAACAACAAAUGGUUUCCAGAUUUGUAGACAUCUACCGUCAGAUAUGGAGGGCUAAUGGGGACCAUGUCAGCAGAAUAUAUGCUGGAACUGGAGCUCUAGGAGGGGGCAGAUCAAAGUAUUCUGAUGCUACUCGCUCAGCCUCACGUACCAUUCAGAACAACUUCCUUGACAACAGUAAACAGGAAGCUAUAGAUAUCCUGUUGCUAGGCAAUACCUUAAGAGGGGAGUUAGCAGACAAGGCUCGUGCACUGCUGACUACAAGAAUUUUACAUGCCCCACCAGCUAUUCUUGAGGCAAUGGUCCAGAAUCAUUCUGAGUACACAGAGGUAGAGAAUCUGAGGAUCUUUAUUGGGACCUGGAACGUAAACGGAGGGAAACACUUCCGGAGUAUCGCACACAAACAUGAAUCUAUAUCAGACUGGCUGUUAGAUGCUGCCUCCAUUACUAAAGAAAAGAAUCCAGAAAUGGUUGACAAAUCAGCAGAUUUGGAUAGACCUAUGGAUAUUUUUGCCAUUGGUUUUGAAGAGAUUGUUGAUCUUAAUGCCAGUAACAUCAUGAAAGCCAGUACAACGAAUGCCAGGGAAUGGCAGAAGGAGUUAUUGAAGAUUCUCUCCCGUGACCACAAGUAUGUGAUACUGACCAGCGUCCAGUUAGUGGGGGUCAUUCUGUAUGUGUUUAUACGGCCUCAUCUGGCACCAUUCAUUAGGGAUGUUGCGACAGACUCUGCCAAGACGGGACUAGGGGGUGCGGCUGGUAACAAAGGGGGCGUGGCUAUACGAUUUCUGUAUCAGAGCACGUCAAUGUGUUUUGUUUGUGCUCAUCUGUCGGCAGGACAGUCACAGGUCAACGAUCGCAACAGCGACUACCACGACAUUUCACGCAAAAUCUGCUUCCCAAUGAUUACACCAACCCUUAGGAAGGGGAGGACUAUAGGAUCCCAUGACUAUGUCUUCUGGUGUGGGGACUUUAAUUACCGUAUCGACCUCCCCCGUGAGGAGAUCUUGAGUCUGAUCGAGGACAAGAACUGGGGCGCUCUCAAGGCAUGUGACCAACUCAAAGUCCAGAAAGAGGCUGGCAAUGUUUUCAAGGGCUUUAGUGAGGGCCCUACAGACUUUGCCCCGACCUACAAGUAUGACCUGUUCUGUAAUGACUACGACUCAAGUGAGAAAUGUCGCUGUCCGGCCUGGACGGAUCGAGUCCUGAUGAGGAGGAGGCCCCUCAUUCACCAUCAGCCAAAGUUGUUACAGGAUGGACCAGCUUGGAAUCCUGGGAAAAUGAUUUUAUACAACAGAGUGGAACUAAAGACAUCAGAUCACAGACCAGUGCUGGCACUGUAUGAUAUUGACACGUUGAAAGUGGUGGAAAACAAAAAGGAGCAGAAGUUACAGGAAAUAGUCAGUCAGCAGGGUCCACCAGAUGGCACUGUCAUUGUUUCUGUGGAAACGGAGGAAAUGGAACAAGACUUAGUGGAGGCCAUCGUUCACUUCUUCUCUGAUGUAGGAGAAAUAGUCCUUGUCAGAUUUGUGGAGGCUGAUUUGUGGUUAAUCUUCAAGACAGGGCAGUUUGCAUUGAAGGCAUUGGACUAUGAUGGCACAGAGAUAAAUGGAACUACAGUAAGAACUCGCUUAAAGACACAGAACUGGCAGUCGCAGAUACAAGAGGAGCUGAAGAUCUGUAUAGUAAACACCACCCCACUCUACAACCAGUUCUCUAACAGCCUGCUGGGAGAGGACUUUAGUACACCAGCCCUCGAGUUUGAGUCAGAAGAAGAGGAUGAUGCAGAAAUACAGGAUUCUUUACUAGACACUCCUUUUGAACAACUGAGGUCAAGUUCUCCUACAGGAUCAGGUAGAUACAGUCCAUAUUCUGAUGAUGGAUUUUUAGAUCCUCCCUCUGGCCCCCCUCCAAGGCCCCAACAAGCAAACAGACCCCCAAUCCCUGCCACAGGACCCAACAGAGAGUCACCAGAACCAUAUACAGGUCAACCCAAACAAUCAGGACCAGAGCCUGGGUCUAGACCAGGGCCACCACAACGUCCCUCAGGACCGCCCGCCAAACCCCCGCCUCCACAGAGACCAAAAGCUCCACCCGUCAAACAGUCACUAACUGCUGCCAAAUCCUCAGAACCAGAUGUCAAAAAGCCACCUCCAGUUGUUAGAAAGCCUAUCAGCUCACACAGUAUAAAGAAAAUCAAGACAAAACAACAACCAACAAUGACCACACCAAUGCAGCCAAUGAAUAUUGGACUACCUACGAACGUGACUCACCACGGACAUGCUACCUCUAUAGAAGACGCCCAGUCUCUGAUCGAGAAACUGAUGGAAGGGGGAAGUAACUCCUUACCCCCAGCCCUGCUGCCACAAACAGAUAAUAAAAUGGUCAGAAGCCAGACAAGUGAGUCUGUCACAGCUAACAAUCCUUUACUAGAGGCACCAAGACCAGUACCUAGACACAAAAGUACAGAGAACAUUUCAUCCCUGUCAGAGCCCCCACAGCGGCCCCAGCGACCGAGAGACAGCCCCCCUGGUGUACAGCCCCACCCUGUUCCUGCUCCGAGGAGGGAGGUGCAGAGUAUGGCCAUCAAUCCGGGGGAUCAACCUAAACCCGCCAGGGGACCUCCCCCCGUUCCACCAACUCGACCUCAGAGCUGUAUGCCCUCGCCAGGGACUGUGCCAGAGGAUCAGAUGUAUGCAGUCGUAAAUAAAGCUCCAAAAUCUAAUCCUGAUAGCUCUAGUCAGAACAUACUUGAUGUCCCUUUGUCACCUGGUAGCAGUGACAUAGCACAAAAAGAUCCAUUUGACACAUCAAGUGUUCCUAGUCAGUUUCUAAAUCAGGCACCACAAACUGCUGGUAAACCUCCACCCAGAGUUAGUAGACCCCCACCCCCAGUACCUAUCCGACAAGUGUUCAAUGAUGAAGACGACACACCUAGUGCUUCCACAGACCUACAAAGCGACCCAACACAAUUGCACAAUAAUUCUGAAAAUCGGGCAGAUUCUCCACAAAUUCCUUCUUUUAGCCCUCCAGAGCUACCACCUGAGAACACUCAUGAACAAUUUACAUCUUCCAUGGACCCCCCUUCUGACUCAUUUAUAGGUGGACCCCCUUCUGAGUCCCCACCUCGUUUACCAUCUGAUGAACCCCCCUCAGAACCCCCACCCCCUCUUCCUACAAAAGGUCCCCCCUCAGGGCCCCCACCAUCUCUACCAUCUAAUGGUCCCCCAUCUGAGCCCCCACCCCCUCCACCAACAGAUGAAGAUGACCAGUUUGCAGAAUUCAGAGCCAAUUUUAAUCAUUUUCAAAAUUCAACACCACCCCCUGAAAACUUACCUUCAGGUCCCCCUCUCACUGCCCCUCCCCCUAUUCCCAAGGGACCCCCUUCCAAUGGACAAGCUCCUACAAGAGUUCUUCCCCCUGUUCCUACAAGGGGGCCUGCCGCAGGGCAUCCGCCUGUUCCAAAAAGACCAAUGAAUUUACCCCCAGUGCCACCAAGGUCUUAGAUUAAGCAAUAAUCAUGUAAUAAUUCUGCCUCUAAAUAACCUAGCUCUGAUUAAUAUCAGCAGUUGAGAGAAAUCAGUUUCUUGUUUUAAGUGUGUAGGCAUGUUAGUAAUGUAAUUAUAGACAUUGUUAAUGGUGUGUUUCUUGUUAUGUUUGUAAAAUUACAUUUUUAUUGUGGUAGAACCACACAUAGACUGUGAUAAUACUGGACUUGGGCAUGGUUUACGUCUUUAUGAGAUUGAUACCUCUUUUUGUUUGGAAGAACUCAAGUUAUUUGAUACCAUGUUAAUGUUUUUAAUGCGCAAUGCUUCCAUAUACAUAAAGUCUGAAUCUAUAGACUAGUCAUAUUUAUGAAAUAAAUUUUCAGGAUCUCAGAAAACUCUAUUAACUUUAUACAGGUAUCAAGGAGUAGCUGUAUUAGCUCAGUCAUGACACCACUACAUUUUUUCAUGCAUUUAUUAUUAACAUGCUCUGAGUUUUUGCUGAGAUGAAAUUCUAGUAAUCAUGAAAUCAUCCAUUCUAUUUAUAAAUGUCAUUCCAAAUCCUACAUUCCUCCUGUUUUUAUUAUUUACAUUGGUUUUGUCACAAGCAAAUGAAUUUUGACAAUUUUUAAAAACAAUGAAACAUGUCCCAUAUCAAAUUUUAUUUCCAGUUUUCAUUUUUUUCUUUUU